AUGAGUGAAGACCGCGUUUGGCUUACUAAUGAAAAAGGUGUGCUAAUCUUAAAACUCACUCAACAUCACCUCAAAGACGCUUUAGCUAUGAUGAGAGAUUCGUAUUACACAGACGAACCAGUUAGCAAAGGUUUGCGGUUACAAGAAUGCCCAGGGGCAAUUGAUGAUCUCGAGCAACUGACCAUUGAAACUUUUGAAGAUGGCUCAUCUUUAGUGGCUUUAUAUGAUGGAAAGGUUGUGGGCGCAUCGUUCAACAAAGUUCAAACCCGGUCGAAGCCUGGCGAAGGAACAUAUUUUGAACACUUUCGCGAUUUCAAAUGCAAAACGGACACUGCUAAGGAGAAUAUGAACGUCAUGAUUCAAAUUGAUGCACAAAUCAACACGUUCGCACAUUACCAACCCAGCGAGCAGAGGGGUAACCGCGGUCACUUUUCGGUCACCUGA
This is a messenger RNA of Cloeon dipterum, 444 nucleotides long. RefSeq lists its product as uncharacterized. NCBI's taxonomy places the organism in Eukaryota, Metazoa, Arthropoda, Insecta, Ephemeroptera, Baetidae. Bases 1 to 444 code for a protein of 147 amino acids. The transcript has 3 exons. The record is from RefSeq and is a predicted model, not a curated record.